AUUCCGUGAGGGCGGGAGGCACAUCUAUUCAUCCUCACCCCUCCCUCUCUAUGGUUUUAGUGUGCCGGAGGGAAUUUCCGGCCUCUCUAGCCCUAUUCUCUAUUGUGCCUUGAGGGCGGGGGGCAAUUCCGGUACUCCCAUUCGCCGUCUCUAUUAUUUUAGUGUGACCGAGCAAAUUUCCGGUAUUUUUAGCCGCAGUCUUCGCCGUCUCUUUUUUCUUGGCGGGCCAGAGCGGCCCCGGAAGUGUCGGGGAGGCGGCGAUGGCGCUGGACCGGCGGUGGCCGCUGGCGCUCGCCCGCAGCGCCGUCCCGGUUGCGCUGGGGCUGCUGCUGUGGGUGGCGAUCGCGGGCGGCGAGCCGGAGCGGCAGCAGACGCUGAAGGGCCGGCACGGGGCGGAUGCCGCGAAUUUAGAGCAGCGGCGGCGCCACAAUGCGCUGAUCAUGGCGGCGCUGCGCGAGGCGGCCGAGACCGACGACAACGUGGCGCAUCGGGGGGUGUCGUGGCGGAAGUGACGUCAGCACCGGAGGCCCCCGCCGUUUCCCGGUUACCCGUCCUUUCCCGCGGAACCAUCAGCACUGGGCGCGGUUGCGCCCGGACUGCAUUAAAUGACGGACACUUC
Messenger RNA from Haemorhous mexicanus (house finch), 619 nucleotides. RefSeq names its product ubiquinol-cytochrome-c reductase complex assembly factor 3-like. NCBI's taxonomy places the organism in Eukaryota, Metazoa, Chordata, Aves, Passeriformes, Fringillidae. The coding region runs from base 261 to 512 and encodes 83 amino acids. The record is from RefSeq and is a predicted model, not a curated record. Gene Ontology annotation, biological process: mitochondrial respiratory chain complex III assembly. The transcript is spliced from 2 exons.